UUGGCUCAACACAAGGCGAUCACCGGCUGUCUGUCCACCGAAAUCCAAGAUAUGCACGGGCUGAGGAUCGACACAAAAGCCCUC
This is a messenger RNA of Mesorhabditis spiculigera, 84 nucleotides long. Lineage: Eukaryota; Metazoa; Nematoda; Chromadorea; Rhabditida; Rhabditidae. The record is from the annotation of a GenBank genome assembly.